AAGAACCCGUUGACACAUACUGGCGUUCGCGAGAUGGAAAGAUUCCAAGGUCAAGAGAUGCGAGAUUUUGCAAGCACGUCUCCUGUUGUUGUUCCAGAACAUUCUGUUGCUGACUGGGUAUUGCUUUAUCAGCCUUAUGACCCGAAUUACCACAAGGAGCAUUCAAUCAAGCAUCUGUCUUUCCAUACACACAUUCGCAAGCUACAACCGAAAGCUACUCCUGGUGCAGCAUCUUCAUCAACUGCCGAUCUACCACCGCUACAACCAGAGUCCUAUCAAGUGAAGGUUCCAUGUCCAACUGCGUCACAUCCAUCCUUCCCGAAGGGUAUUUGCACUACCUGCCAGCCAGCCGCCAUCACCCUACAGCCCCAAACCUUCCGUAUGGUGGACCAUAUUGAGUUCGCAUCGAAGGAGGUAGUCGACCGUUUCAUUGAUGGUUGGCGAAAGGCUGGUGUGCAACGGUUCGGGUUCCUUAUUGGCAGGUACGAACCUUAUACUGAAGUGCCAAUGGGAAUCAAGGCCGUGGUAGAGGCUAUUCACGAACCAGGACAGCACGGGGAGGUCGACGGCGUGACUGUGGGCCUACCAUGGGAUGAUGAGAAGAGGGUCACAGAGUUGG
Acaulospora colombiana is the source of this 619-nucleotide messenger RNA. NCBI's taxonomy places the organism in Eukaryota, Fungi, Glomeromycota, Glomeromycetes, Diversisporales, Acaulosporaceae. The record is from the annotation of a GenBank genome assembly.